Molecule: messenger RNA, 963 nt
Organism: Trichophyton rubrum CBS 118892
Lineage: Eukaryota; Fungi; Ascomycota; Eurotiomycetes; Onygenales; Arthrodermataceae
Product: serine/threonine protein kinase
Exons: 4
Coding region: 1-963 (320 amino acids)
Biological process (GO): protein phosphorylation; mitotic DNA damage checkpoint signaling
Cellular component (GO): nucleus
Molecular function (GO): protein serine/threonine kinase activity; ATP binding
Source: RefSeq, a predicted model, not a curated record
AUGGCAUCGACUCUAGUUGGAAGCUCUGGUCGGGAGUAUGUUCGGGACAAACUACUAAAGCAUAACCCGUUGAGACCAGAUCUUAGCGUUUACCUUGCAAAAUCUGGGGACCAAAACUUUGUAAUGAAGAAGAUGUCUGAUAUGGUCUUUGACUUGGCCUUGGACUAUAAGAAUGACUUUCCCGACAGCCGCCGUCUUCGGAUACAUGUUGACGAGAACGACGAGGAAAAAGUCGUUAUAUACGAAUACUUCGACGAUAACUUGCUCUCAUUCGUGAAUAAAAAUCCAAAUUUAAAUUUAGCUAGGAAAUGGAUACUGCGGGAGCUGGGAGAAUCAUUGAAAGAGUUCCAUGCGAAAAAUUGGAUACAUAUAGAUGUGAAGCCUGACAACGUGAUGAUCAACUAUAGCCAGGACAAAAGCGGACAGCCCGUCCCGGAGAAGGUGGUACUCGGUGACCUGGACGUCUCGCUGAAGAUGAAAGGUGACAAACUUCUACGGCUUCCAGAAGGCAUCAAGCUCGGCAACGUAAUGUGGCGUAGCCCCGAAGCUCAAACUGGCCAAGGAAUUAGAAAGCCAUCCGACGUGUUCUCUUACGGCCUUGUGAGCCGGUUCACGACGACUGGCGUAGAAAGUUUACGCCCAGACUUCAAACAAUUAGAAAUUGACGGAGUAGAGCCGGAGCUAGAAAUCAUGGGCCUCUUGAUGGCCUUCUUUGGACCAGUUCCUUCUGAAUUAGUCACACUUGUCCAGCACGAGGAAUGGGGGAGGGUGAUGACCGUCCUCUCCGAAGCAACCAUGGACGGUGGUCCUGUUGGGCCUGGCCGAUUUACUACAUGGGAUGAGAAGGAAUACCCCAAUCUUGACUCUGAGGCAAAGCGGACGUUGUUGAGGCUGACGGAUCUUGCUCCAUCGAAAAGAGCAACAAUGGAAGAAAUCUUAGAGGAUCCGUGGUUCACUUCAUGA